AUGGCCGCUGAUCCUGAGAUUGAGUUGCAAGUGAAGCCUGUGCCCACCGUCCAUCAUCACCCGGAGGCCGCUGGCGGCCCCUCGUCGCCCGAAGCUGCUAGCCGCAUCUCCUUUCACUACCAUGGCCCCGAUAACGAUGGUGAUAAGUAUGAACGCUGUGCGACGUGCCACGAUGGUCCUGCCCCUUACCGCUCCCGUUCGUCCCGUCGUAGAUCACGCUCCCGAGACUCCACCGCGAGUGCCAGGAGCCGUCUGCAAGCUGCCUCCGUCUAUGGCGAGAUCCAGAUAGAGUACCGCACCCUCUCCAUCCAGGUCUCAGAGGCCAAGGCUGCCGCCGAGGAUGAUGACGAUGACAGCCUGUCCAAGGCCUUGCUGAGCGAGCCCAACCCUCGUCUGGACGAGUACUUCUUUCAUCUGCCCUACCACGAACUCCAGGUCCAUCAGCUCUGUAGCCAGCUCGCCGUCGAUCACACGAAUGGCCUUACCGAAGAGGCUGCUGCCCUCCGCCUGGCAUCCAAUGGCAAGAACGCGUUGCCUAGGCCCAAGACCAACUACACCAAGAAGAUCCUCGGCUAUGUCUUCGGCGGCUUCUGUUCCGUCCUCUGGAUUGGUUCCCUCAUUUUCUUCAUCUGCUGGCGCCCUCUGAGCGACCCGCCGUCUCCUCAGAAUCUCUCUCUUGCUAUCCUCAUUCUGGUGGUCAUUUUCCUUCAGGCCAGCUUCUCUGCCUUCCAGGACUGGUCCACCGAGAGAACUAUGAACUCCAUUUUGGAACUGCUCCCUUCUGAUACCAUGGUAACGCGAGAAGGUCAGCUCAAGAUUGUGCCUUCGUGUGACUUAGCUACUGGUGACAUCGUGCACCUCCGCAUUGGCGACAAGGUCCCUGCCGACAUUCGGAUUCUUAACCAUUCGGGGGACGUCAGGUUCGACCGGGCUGUAUUGACUGGGGAGGGUGAGGAAAUUGAGGGCUCUAUUGAACCAACCGAUAGAAAUUUCCUGGAGACACGCAAUAUUGCCUUCAUGGGAACCGUUGUUGUCAAUGGCAGCUGUGUUGGGAUGGUUGUUCUCACCGGCGAUCGCACCGUCAUGGGCCGUAUUGCUCGGUCAACCUUUAGUAUCAAGCAGCAGAGCACACUGAUCCAACGCGAGAUCUGGCGAUUCGUCAGGAUCAUUGUUUGCCUUACGAUUUGUCUUGCCCUGACUAUUCUUUUCACCUGGGUAGGGUGGCUGCGAGUCGAUCACCCCGAUUUCCUUAACAUCCCAGACAUGCUUGUCCAGGUCAUGGCUUGCGUUGUUGCCUUCAUCCCUGAAGGGAUGCCCGUCUCUGUCGCUCUCACAGUUCUCCUUAUCGCACGCCGCAUGAAGACCACCAACAUCCUUCCCAAAGAUCUGACCACCGUCGAGACACUGGGUUGUGUCAACGUCAUCUGCUCUGAUAAAACCGGCACCCUGACUAAGGGGAAGAUGUCGGUCAAGUCCGUCGCAUUUGCCGAUCAUGAGUUCAAAUCGACAGAGGAGUUCCAUCGUGUCAACGAUGAGCGAGAUGGCGACAUGUCCGCCCCGACUUCAGCCCUUCAGCGUGCCGCCCUUCUCUGCAAUGACGCCUCAUUCAGUCCUACAACAAUGCACCUCCCAAUCACAGAUCGUAGGGUACAGGGAAACCGCACCGACGCUGCUAUCUUCCAAUUUGCUGCCGCUGGUUCGGCUGGUGAUGAUCUCAAACAUGCCACAACCCGCGUCCUCGAAAUCCCAUUCAAUUCAAGAAACAAAUGGAUGCUCACACUUUUCGACUCACCUCCUCGACCCAGUGAGGAUGAGGAUGAUGUCCGCUCCUACCAUGCGAUAAUCAAGGGGGCCCCGGAUGUAUUACUCCCUGCUUGUACCAGUUAUUGGUCGGCCAAACACAACUCGGUACGGCCGAUGGAUCAUGAAGCCCGUGAUUCCAUCCGAAGACUCCAAGAUACUCUGUCCAAACGGGCAGAGCGCGUCAUUCUCAUCUGUGAGAAGACUAAUAUUACCACCACCGCACCUCCAAGAACCAACGCCUUCAGCAGUGAAAUAGCCUUGGUGGCCCUCAGCAACCUGACAGUUGUGGGAAUUGUCGGCAUCAUCGACCCUCCGCGACCCGGCAUCAGCCACACCAUCAGCGAAUGCCGCCGCGCUGGGACGCGAUUCUUCAUGGUCACCGGAGACUACGCCCUCACAGCCGCUGCCAUUGCCAGGGAAAUUGGUAUUUUCUCCGCUGAUCGCGAACUAGAUACCAUCAACACAAUCCAACAAAUCACAGCCGGCGGCACCCAUCCUAUGAUUCAAGAGGCCAAAGUGACAAAUCAGACCAACUGUCUCCUCCUUGACGGCGCCCACAUUGCACGGUUGACCGAGGACGACUGGAACGUAGUGUGCAGCUACGAGGAGAUUGUCUUCGCGCGAACCACACCCGAGCAAAAGCUGCGCAUCGUCAACGAGCUUCGCAACCGCCACAACAUCGUCGCCCUCUCAGGUGACGGAGUCAACGACGCACCGGCCAUGCGUGCCGCGGAUGUCGGUAUCGCCGUAGCCUCGGGGAGUGACAUUGCUAUUGACGCUGCGGAUCUGAUUCUCCUCGAUCAAUUCCACUCCAUUGUUGACGCCAUGCGAAUGGGACGCUUGGUGUUCCAGAAUCUCCAAAAGGUCAUUUGCUACCUCCUUCCAGCUGGUUCGUGGUCUGAGAUCUGGCCCGUCAUUCUUAACGUCUUUUUCGGCACGCCUCUUCCCCUAGGCGCGUUCCUCAUGGUUGUCAUUUGCGUUUUCACCGAUCUGUUCCUUAGUCUGUCGCUCAUCAUGGAGAAGGAGGAGUUUGAUUUGCUAUCACUCCCGCCGCGAGAUCACCGCAAAGAUCACUUAAUCAACGCCAAGAUUUACGGGCAGGCUUACUUCUUCACCGGGACUAUCGAGACUCUCAUAGCCCAUAGCAUGUUCUUCCUUUACAUGUGGCAGUACGCCAAAAUACCCAUCCGUGACCUCUUCUUUUUGUACGAGAAGUAUGGAGAAGGGUAUUACGGAUACACGGAAGCCCAGCUAGAUCAGUUCAGGGCCACUGGGCAGUGCGUCUACUUCAUCACCCUGCUCUACAUGCAAUGGGGGAACGUCCUCGCCGUCCGGAACCGCCGCAUGAGCAUCCUCCAGUCAGACCCCAUCCGGAAGCAGCGGAGGAACCCAUGGCUUGUUGUCAGCAUACUCGUCAGUCUGGCGAUCGCCAUCUUCGUGACGGAGGUCCCGGGUAUCCAACGACUGUUUGAUACAGCCUCGGUGCCGAUUGAGUUUUGGUUCAUCCCGUUGCCCCUCGGAUUGAGUAUUUUGUUCAUGGACGAAAUCCGUAAAUUGAUUGUUCGGACGUAUCCGGAGUCGCUGCUAGCCAAGGUGGCGUGGUAA
Molecule: messenger RNA, 3408 nt
Organism: Clonostachys byssicola
Lineage: Eukaryota; Fungi; Ascomycota; Sordariomycetes; Hypocreales; Bionectriaceae
Source: the annotation of a GenBank genome assembly